AAGUUGUCGGCUGUCCCGUCGCCAUCACUCAGCAAACUUCUUUUUCCGUCCUGGUCGCUGUUGGGAUUGUUUGGUUUUAUGAGAGGAGGAAAGCGAGCGGCACGAAGGUGAAACUGCGAAGGGAAUGGAGAAGCACAAAGUGCUGGACCAGCUCCUGAUGGAGCUCCACCGCUUCCUGCUCAUCCUGGACAAGGAGACCCUGAGUGGGAAUGCCACCGUCCAGAAGGGCUUGCUCUCGGAUCUCCUCCAGUCUUACAGAGCCUCCAACGGUGCAGACGAGGAGUACAUCUACAUGAACAAGGUUGUUGUUGGUGGGAAGGACAAAGACGCCAAAGAUGACAGAGCAGACACCCUGGUCAAUGGAAAAGCCGGAAAAUACAUCCCUGUCCCACAGAAGAGCCUUCCCGACCUGCCGCCCCCCAGAGCAGGCGUGGUCGGUCGGGAGCCGUUCCCCUUACCUUCAACUCCCGCUCACGCCUGCAUAGACCCCUCGGAGAGUUACUACGAGGAGGCUCAGCCCUACGGGGAGGCCUUCAAUGGGCCCUGGAUGCGAGUGCACAGCUCUGACAGUGUGGUGUAUGCUGUUAUCAACAGGGAUGACGGGGAGGCGGUCAGCAGCUCAUACGAGUCCUACGAUGAGGAGGAGCCGGUGACCAGAGGGAAGUCGCCGUCGGCGCAGCACCAGUGGCCAUCAGCCGAGGCGUCCAUCGAGCUGAUGAAGGACGCCCGCAUCUGCGCCUUCCUGUGGAGGAAGAAGUGGCUGGGCCAGUGGGCCAAGCAGCUGUGUGUCAUCAAAGAACACCGCCUGCUGUGCUACAAGAGCUCCAAGGAGCAGACGCCUCUGCUGGAUGUGAGUCUGCUGGGCUGCAGCGUGGUCUACAAGGAGAAGCAGCUGAAGAGGAAAGAGCACAAACUGAAGAUCAUACCUGUGGGAGGAGAGGCCAUCGUGCUGGCACUGCAGAGCAAGGAGCAGACAGAGCAGUGGCUGAAGGUGAUUCAGGAGAUCAGUCCCAAACCAGCCGAAAACUGUGACUCCCAGCACUCCGUGUCCGACUCGCCGAGGCUCAUUUGUACAAAGGGAGAGCUGAGCGAAAGACACUCGGUGGCGUCAGAGAGUGGCAGCAGCACCGACAGCCACGCCGAGACUCCCGAAAACAAAGAUGUGAAGAAAAAGUAUGGCGCAGGGUUGAAGUUCAGCAACCUCAUGAACAUCGGCAAGAAGAAACCGUCCUCGUUAGAGAGCCCAGAGAAAUGUGUGGACACCUCAGGCUACCUCAACGUGUUGGUGAACAGCCAAUGGCGGACCUGCUGGUGUCUAAUCAAGAACGGGCAGCUGUGGUUUUACCAGGACAAGGGCAAGAACAAAGUGAGCCAGCCAGCUGUGACGCUGGGGGGCUGCAGCGUGUUGCCCGACCCCAGCCCCGAGCACCUGUACUCCUUCAGGAUCGACAUGGACGGCACACAGCUGGCCACCUUAGAGGCUAAGACGUCCGCAGACAUGGGCCACUGGCUCGGCCUCUUGCUGUCACAGACGGGGAACAAGACGGACCCCGAGGAGCUGACGUACGACUACGUCAAUGCAGAGAGGAUCACCAGCAUCGUCGCUGCUGCCAAGACGUCCUAUUACUUGAUGCAGAGGAGGUAUUCAGAGCCAAACACUUACAUAGACACACCACCCGCCAUUUCUAACAACUCGGAAGAACUGUAUGAUGAUGUGGCGUCCAUAGCUGACCCAGAGGAUGUUGAGGAGGGUGGCCUGCCAGACGGAGAGGACAUCAAUCUGCAGGAACAUAGUGAGACAUGCACACAAGGAACCAAGGACUUGGCGGCAAAAGAAGGCGACACUGAUGACAGGAUUUACUUGGACCUCAUCCCUGUGCGCUCCUUCCUCCACACGUCCUGUGGGCCUAAAACGCCCCCUGCCAAAGAAACUUCUGGACAUUCCCCGGUCCCAGCAGAGGAGCAGAAGGAUGCCUCAUCUCAAGUGAAAGAGGUCACUCCUACUAACCGCACUGAGCCGGACUCACCACCUGCGACAAAUGGAACAAGUUCAACCUCCGCGACCAGCAAACCAGAGCAAGAGCAUCCAGCGACUCCCACUCCACCACAGCCACCAACUCAACAGGUCAAGGCCUCAGCCCAAAGCCAGGAGACCCCCAAGAAGAACAGUCUGGAAAUCCCGCAGGUCUUCAACUCCCCAGGGGGCCAAAUCCAUAAAGGCCCGACAGUGCAGGCUGCUGCUGGGCUCCCUCACAGUCCUAAGCCUGCACGGCCCAAAGCACAUACCAUAGGGUCCCCUGGGGCAGUGGAAGGGAAGCUGGGCAAGAACCGCACAGAGGCGGACAUGCGCCGCUACAUCGAUGAGCGCGACCGCCUGGAGAAAGAGCGGGAGGAGGUGAGGAGCACUCUGGCCAACCUGAAGAAGGAGAGAAGGGAAUGCAAAGAGGAGCUCAGCACCUGCCAAGAUCCCAAGCAGCAGGCCUCUUUAGAAGCCCGCCUGAAGCAGAAGGAGGAGGCGUGUCGAGAGGCGGAGCGCCGCAGGGUGGAAGUGGAGCUGCGACUGGUCGAGGUGAAGGAGAGUCUGAAGAAGGUGGAGUCGGGGCCUUUCACGCUGGGGACCACACUGGACAGCAGCCUCCAGGACACGCCUGCGACCAAAUCAGCCGCCAUCCCUGCUCCCCAGGCACCAUCAUCAUCAUCAACAGUAUCAUCAUCAGUAUCAGUAUCAUCAUCAUCAUCAUCAUCAUCAUCAGUCCAACCCUCCAACAGCAACGUCAGCGCAGACUCGGCCUCCCCUGUCAACUCUGCAUCUGCGCUAAAGAACAGACCUCCCUCCUUAAUGGCCCCCAAAGGCAACGUCAUGCAGAAAGCUAAGGAGUGGGAGAAGAAAUCCACCACCUAGAAGGAAAACCCGAACGAAUUCCUUUGACUUCUCAAAUCCUCCCGGAGCAGACAGCUCGAUCAACAUCCCUCGUCCUCAUCGCCUCCUUGCCGAGACUACAAAGAGCCAAUCAGAGAGAUGCACAGGCCGUCUUCUCAAAAUACCACUGGAUAAUCUGCAAUGACUUUUCAAGUUGUAUUUUUUUUCUCCAUUUACUAAAACGAGGACAUCGACGUAGUAGCAUUUUGGCCAGUCCAACAGCUGUUCCUGUUAAAGAUGCACGAAUGGGAUGUUUCAAAACAACAGCCAGAUGUUUUUUUUUAAAAACCACUGAAGUUUGAGAUGAAAGACGACCCUCUACGAAAAUUGGCCAUUUUGUACACUCUAGAUUGUAGCUUGGUUCGUAUAUGCUGGUAGCCAAGAUGUAAAUAUAUGUACACCAUUAUUCAGCCUGUUGGCUUGUAUUGCUAGCUAAAAAUGCACUUUUUAUUCAAAUAAAAAUGUACUGACAACAA
This is a messenger RNA of Acanthopagrus latus (yellowfin seabream), 3396 nucleotides long. It is a transcript of the gene afap1l2, whose product is annotated as actin filament associated protein 1-like 2. Lineage: Eukaryota; Metazoa; Chordata; Actinopteri; Spariformes; Sparidae. Gene Ontology annotation, molecular function: SH2 domain binding; SH3 domain binding. Gene Ontology annotation, cellular component: cytosol. The record is from RefSeq and is a predicted model, not a curated record. Gene Ontology annotation, biological process: regulation of interleukin-6 production; positive regulation of DNA-templated transcription; regulation of mitotic cell cycle. The transcript has 20 exons. The coding region runs from base 125 to 2902 and encodes 925 amino acids.